CCUAGGUACCUUUAUAAUUAUAUCAUAAGAAAAUCAUCCCAGCUCAGCAAAAGCAGUGCCCGUAUAUCCAUCCCUUCUCGGCAUUUCAUACCAUCGCGCACUCCGUUCCUUAUCCAACAUGUCUCUUAAUUCCCAGAACAAGCCUGUCAUCGCUGUGGUGGGUGCCGGCCCCGGCAUUGGUGAAGCCGUCGCCCGACGGUUUGCCGCCGAGGGCUUCAUACUUGCUCUCCUGGCCCGCACCGAGGACAAGUUGCAAACCAUGGCUCAAGGCAUCGAUGCCGAGUGCGGCAAGAAAACAGCCCACUACUACAUCGCCGACUUGCGUAUUGAAGACUCAGUCAACUCCAGUUUCAAGAGAAUCCGCUCCGAACUGGGCCCCGUCCGGGUAUUAGUAUACAACGCCGGCGCCCGCCGGGUCAACGGUCGUUUACUCAUCGACACUACCACGGAGGAGUUCGAAAAUUUCACAAAAAUCAACCUCUUCGGGGCAUUCUGGUCGUCCAAGUGUGUACUUCCGGACAUGCUGGCUGCCGGAAAGGGCACCAUCCUGUUCACCAGUGCAACGGCGGCGUUGAGGGGGAUGCCGGGCCUUGCCAGCUUCUCACCUGGGAAGUUCGGGUUGCGAUCCUUGUGCCAAGUCAUCGCACGCGAGUACCAAUCCAGGGGCAUUCACGCCGUAAAUAUUAUUGUGGACGGGCCAGUGGAUGGAAAGCUGAUUGGAGGCGUAGUGAGGCGAAAAUGGGAACGGGAGGGCGCCCGCGACAGAUUAGAUGACUCUGAUGCCUACUUGGUCCAGCCAGCAGAUCUAGCGCACACAUACUGGUUCCUACACACCCAACCGAGGAGUGCAUGGACGCAGGAAUUGGAUACUAGGGCGAUGAAAGAAUCGAUAUUCACUAGGUUGUGAACUGAUCACCUAGGUAUCUAGCUG
This is a messenger RNA of Diaporthe batatas, 931 nucleotides long. RefSeq lists its product as uncharacterized. NCBI's taxonomy places the organism in Eukaryota, Fungi, Ascomycota, Sordariomycetes, Diaporthales, Diaporthaceae. The transcript has a single exon. Bases 119 to 907 code for a protein of 262 amino acids. The record is from RefSeq and is a predicted model, not a curated record.